Saccostrea cuccullata (small rock oyster) is the source of this 580-nucleotide messenger RNA. Its product is annotated as stimulator of interferon genes protein-like. The transcript is spliced from 2 exons. The record is from RefSeq and is a predicted model, not a curated record. NCBI's taxonomy places the organism in Eukaryota, Metazoa, Mollusca, Bivalvia, Ostreida, Ostreidae. Gene Ontology annotation, biological process: signal transduction. The coding region runs from base 35 to 580 and encodes 181 amino acids.
CGUUGCUGAAAUUGAUGAUUUUCCAACAAGUGAAAUGGAAAAAGACUCCAAGUCACAUAGUUUGUAUGAACGUAAUCCAAAGACAGAAACAGACAAUGUCCAAGAAAACAUCGACACUGAGGACCUCUCUCAUUCUGGUCUUCCUCCUGAUAAAUCAUAUCAUACGUUUAUCGCUUACUCCUCCGAUGAUAGGCAUCAAGCCGUCAAAAUUUGUAAGGAACUUGAAAGCAGAUUUUUUUUGAAAUGCGUGUUUUCUGACCGUGAUUUUAUUCCCGGUACACCCACUAUUGAUAAUAUCCGAAAUUUCAUGGAAAGAAGUGAUACGGUACUAUUUAUCUUAAGUCCAAACUUCCUGAGAAGCUCUUGGUGUAUCACGGAGGUUCAAAUAGCUCUUGAAAUGUCAUUGAGAAUAUUACCUUUGAUAUUAUAUAGCUUAAACACUAAUGAUUUGCCACCAGCUUUGAAGCCCUACACAUGCAUUGAUGCUCGGGGAAAGCACGACAUAACAGCAGAAAUCCACGAAGCAUUAUAUCAUAUGGGAGUGGUAGAUGCUAAUAAUGAGGCUGAAUUAGGUGAGUAG